CUUUCAAUCUCUGAGUCAUGGGAGUGCAAUAAAUUGUCCUCUUUUCCUCACCUUUUUUCCUCCCUCGAUUUGUAUUCUCUCUUUCUGUAUUAUUGAUUCAUUCUUCAAUUCCCAAUUUCUCGAAUGGCUUCUCAGUCCAACGGCGCUGCGGCGCAACUCCAGAGAAUCGAUUCGCAACCUGAAAAUCCUUACUCGGGUCUCAUCACCGACCAGAGCUAUGUCGUCGUUCCCUCGUUCACCCUGGAAUCCGGCGUGACCCUCCACAAUGUCCCGGUGGCGUACACGACGCGCGGUAAAUUGUCCCCGGAGGGCGACAAUGCCUUAGUCAUCUGCCAUGCUCUCAGUGGCAGCGCGGACGUGGCAGACUGGUGGGGUCCGCUGCUGGGAGGACCCGGACAGGCAUUCGAUACGUCUCGCUUCUUCGUGAUCUGCUUGAACAGCUUGGGCAGUCCGUACGGAAGCGCUAGUGCCGUGACGUACAAGGACGGGAAACCCGAAAACGGCCUCUAUGGCCCGGAAUUCCCUCUCACCACCGUCCGGGAUGAUGUGAAGAUUCACAAAAUGGUUUUGGAUCACCUGGGCAUCCGCCAGAUCGCCGCCGUGGUCGGUGGCUCCAUGGGUGGCAUGUUGACUCUUGAGUAUGCCUUCUUUGGCAAAGAUUAUGUGCGCGCGAUCGUCCCUAUCGCCACGUCGCCUCGCCAUUCGGCAUGGUGCAUUAGCUGGGGCGAGGCUCAGCGACAGAGCAUUUACAGCGACCCGAAGUAUGAGGAUGGCUACUAUGACCUGGAAGAUCCUCCCAUCACCGGUCUGGGUGCCGCCCGGAUGUCGGCCCUUCUCACCUACCGCAGUCGUAACUCUUUCGAGUCCCGAUUCGGUCGCAACGUGCCGGAUCCUUCCAAGAAGCAGAACAUCAACGGCACCGAGAGACAGCCCAGCCCGCCCAAUGAGCACUGGGCCAUCCACAACGACGGUCACAAGAGUGGCCGAACCACCCCGAGCGAACAAAAUACGCCCGCAGCCCAGCCGACCGAGAUCCAGUACAUGGACCCGCAGUUCUCGGGGACUAAGACUUACAGCAAAUCCCUCGACAACAACACGGAUGCUAAGCGCCAGAGACGGCCGCCGACCUACUUCUCGGCCCAGUCGUACCUUCGGUACCAGGGCGAGAAGUUCGUCAAGCGAUUCGAUGCGAACUGCUACAUCGCGGUUACCCGAAAGCUCGACACGCACGACGUGUCCAGACACAGGGCCAGUCCCACCUCGACGGACCCGGUGAAGGAGGCGCUGUCGCAGAUUCAACAACCCGUUCUGGUAUUGGGAAUCGAAAGUGACGGACUCUUCACGUUUGAGGAACAGAAGGAGAUUGCCGCGGGCAUUCCUGAUUCGCGCCUCAAGCGGAUUGAAAGUCCCGAGGGUCAUGACGCCUUCCUUCUCCAGUUUGAGCAGGUCAACCAUUACAUCCUGGAAUUUUUCCGGGAGGUUUUGCCUGACAUCAUGGCGAAGGCCCCGGCCGACGGAGUGGAAGCGGUGGACGGAGUGAACACGCUAACCAAGAGCAGCACAUUCGGCGAGGCCGAGGUGGAAGACAUCACCGCCUGGUAAACACCGACUGGGAUGAUACGACCAACACUUGGCGCAUUCGUUGCAGCCUUGUUUCUACGAUCUGAUGCUCUGCGGAUUCCACGCAGGGGCUCCUCGGGCCGUCUCUCCCGGCGACCAACGGAAAACGAGAGACCGCGCCAUCAGGCUCCUCCCCCGGGACGCCGCCGGCAUCAGUAACCAUUGGGGAAGUAGCGGUGCAGACCUUUGUUAUUUUACUAUUCUAAGCCAGUCAAGAGAGAAGUGCAUCCAACUGCCUCUCUCGUCACCUCAUUCAACCGGUAAGGCUGUAAAAGAAGCAUCCAACUGCUCUCCAUCAGAUAAGCCCUCACAAAAGCGGUCUUCUAUCAUCCAGAGGUCCGUAGGAGGGUGGUGGGCAACCUUUUAAAAAAGACAUGAUCUUUUUUCCUCCUUCAACAGUAUAGAUAGAUGUUAGCGGUAGCAUCGAAAAAGACAUGAUAUUGGAAUUUUU
This is a messenger RNA of Aspergillus steynii IBT 23096, 2071 nucleotides long. RefSeq names its product homoserine O-acetyltransferase (gene met2). The record is from RefSeq and is a predicted model, not a curated record. The transcript has 3 exons. Gene Ontology annotation, biological process: L-homoserine metabolic process. The coding region runs from base 124 to 1602 and encodes 492 amino acids. Lineage: Eukaryota; Fungi; Ascomycota; Eurotiomycetes; Eurotiales; Aspergillaceae. Gene Ontology annotation, molecular function: homoserine O-acetyltransferase activity.